Messenger RNA from Dendroctonus ponderosae (mountain pine beetle), 693 nucleotides. RefSeq names its product peptidoglycan-recognition protein 2. Bases 58 to 648 code for a protein of 196 amino acids. The transcript has 3 exons. The record is from RefSeq and is a predicted model, not a curated record. Gene Ontology annotation, biological process: peptidoglycan catabolic process; innate immune response. Gene Ontology annotation, molecular function: peptidoglycan binding; zinc ion binding; N-acetylmuramoyl-L-alanine amidase activity. NCBI's taxonomy places the organism in Eukaryota, Metazoa, Arthropoda, Insecta, Coleoptera, Curculionidae.
CCUGCAGAUAUCAGCAAUAAAUGCAAAGGUCAUCGCGCUUCCAGCUGAGUUUGCACCAUGAAAACUGCGUGUUUUUGCCUGCUUCUGGCGAGUUUAAGGGGCGCAGCCCCAGCGGAGCCCCCCAAGGUUGAGUGUACCAAUUUGACGGUGAGCCGCGCGGAUUGGGGCGCCCGGCGCCCCUUCGCGGUCGACUACAGCAUCAUACCAGUCAGGAACGUAGUCGUCCACCACACAGUCACCCCAGGCUGCUCCAGCGGCAGCCAAUGCGCGGGCACCCUGCGCGAGAUCCAGAACUUCCAGAUCGACACCCUGGAGUUCCCGGACAUCGGCUACAACUUCAUGAUUGGCGGUGACGGGCGCGUGUACGAGGGCGCCGGCUGGCAUAAAGUGGGCGCGCACACGCGCGGCUACAACACCAAAUCCAUCGGCGUCGCCUUCAUCGGCAACUUCUCAGACGAGCGGCCCGACGCGGCCAUGUUGCAGGCGCUGCGCCGCCUGCUGGCGUGCGGCGUUGCCAUGGGCGAGCUGCACGAGCAGUACAGGCUGUUUGGGGGCCGCCAGGUGACCGCCACGGCCAGCCCGGGCAGUCGACUCUACGCCGAACUGAAAACCUGGCCCCACUUCACGCUGGACCCCCUUUCCAGCUAGAACUAGAAGCAAAUAAACGCGGGUGUUGGCAACCCCGCUUUUGGA